Harmonia axyridis is the source of this 1933-nucleotide messenger RNA. RefSeq names its product cap-specific mRNA (nucleoside-2'-O-)-methyltransferase 2 (gene aft). NCBI's taxonomy places the organism in Eukaryota, Metazoa, Arthropoda, Insecta, Coleoptera, Coccinellidae. The transcript has a single exon. The record is from RefSeq and is a predicted model, not a curated record. Gene Ontology annotation, cellular component: cytoplasm; nucleus. The coding region runs from base 86 to 1924 and encodes 612 amino acids. Gene Ontology annotation, molecular function: methyltransferase cap1 activity. Gene Ontology annotation, biological process: 7-methylguanosine mRNA capping.
AUGAUUUGUUUAUAUUUAUUAAAGUUUAGUAAGCUUUCAAACUGUUAUUUUUGAAUGAUUAUUUAAUUAAAUUUUUUGUUAUUGAAUGGAUAAAUAUGGAAACGUUUCUGUUCUUUUCAAUAAGAAAUUUCAGUUCAAAUCCUUUACAGUUAUACCCCAGAAAAUAUUUGAAGUUCCGAAAUGGGAAGUACCUAAUCUUCAAGAAAAAAAAAUUAAUCUUAACAAUGUAAAAGCUCAGUUGGGCAGAUAUAAUCUUGAAGAAUGGUCUAAACAUACAAAACAUAAUGAUCCUUCGAGUUUUGUUAUAAAAUUUCUCAAAGAUCAGAUCGAACCAGAAUUGUUGACACAAGCAUGGUGCAAGUUUUAUGAAUGUUUGAAUCAAUUCAAUAUCAUACCUAUUACAAAGAAUAGUGACCGAUUUGUAAGUUUACACUUAUGUGAAGCACCUGGUGGUUUUAUAUCAGCUUUAAAUCAUUUUAUAAAAUUGAACUAUGACUUCUUAGAUUGGCAUUGGGUUGCUACUACACUUAAUCCUCAAUAUGAAGGCAAUGAAUUAUCAGAAAUGAUUCCGGAUGACCGUUUAUUGAGAUUCACCAGAAAACAAUGGUACUUUGGUAAAGACCAUACUGGUGAUAUUACCAAGUUUUACAAUCAUGUUGAUUUAAUCAGUGAAAUCAAGGAGAAGGUGCUAUUAGUUACUGCUGAUGGAAGUAUCGAUUGUAUGAGCAAUCCUGGAAAUCAAGAAAGUUUGGUGAAAUAUUUGCAUUAUUGUGAAACAAUGACUGCAUUAUCAAUUCUGAAGGAAGAAGGUACAUUUGUUCUCAAAAUAUUCACGAUGUUUGAACAUUCAACAAUUUGCCUCUUAUACCUUUUAAAUAUAUCCUUUAGAAGUGUCAGUGCCUUCAAACCAUGUACCUCAAAAGGUGGAAAUUCAGAAGUGUAUAUUAUUUGUCUAGGUUUCAAAGGCUUUGAUUUUAUUAAAGAUGUUUGGGUAGAUUUGAUAAAUCCUUACAGAGAAGGAUAUUUUGAUGAAGAAGUAUCCAUGUUUGAUAUAAAUGAAAUUCCACAGCAAUUUUUUGAUGAAAUAAAUUCAUGUUCUGAAUAUUUCAUGAAUUUCCAGAUUGAAACUAUAAGGAAUAAUAUUGAUAACUUUAGAAAAAGGAAUUCUUUGAAUCGUUCUCUUAUUCAUCAUACAAAGAUUCGAGUGGCCAAUAUGUAUCUCCGAAAAUAUCAUUUGAAAAAAAUUGUACCUUCUUACAAAUUAGUCCUAUUUCCUGAAUCUAAUUGUGUUCCCGAAAUUUUGAGCUGUAAGGUUUUUCCAAAUUAUAAAUUAUUCACUUUAGCCAAUAUUACAAUUGAAACAGUUUUGUCAAUUAAAUAUGGAAAAGUUAUAAAUAAUUUGGAACAUUCUAAAUUUUGUAAUUUAAAAUUGUCUGAUACUUUCAAAAUAUUUUUCAAGAAAAAUCAAGAUCAUUUCAGUUUAUAUAAUAGAAUUUAUAUGGACCUAAGUAAUGAUUAUUCCAUAUUAAAUAGAAAUGAUUUCAAUUGUUUUUCUUAUAGUGAAUUUCAACGUGAUUUCUUAAAUUUUUUUAUUUGCCAUGAUAUAAAUAAAGACCUUCUUAUUUUGAAUAUUCCCCUAGUCACCAAUUUCUUAGUAGGUUUUUUUUAUAUAUUGUGUUUAGUUUAUGAAGAAAUUUUUGUUUACAAUUAUGGAUGUAUUUUAUUGAAAAAAGGAAAGAAUAAUAUGAAAUGUAAAUUUAUUGAACUGGUAUACACUUUGAAAACAUUUUAUGAAAAUCCUCCACAGGAUAUACCAUUUAAGAUUGAUAUUUUACAAAUUGUUAAUGAAGAUACAAUAUUAUAUAAUGACUUUCAUACAAUAGUUUGUGAUUAUAAUAAUUCCUUAAUAAAAAUCAAUAUUUGAUGUUAAAAA